Messenger RNA from Xyrichtys novacula (pearly razorfish), 1660 nucleotides. The record is from the annotation of a GenBank genome assembly. Lineage: Eukaryota; Metazoa; Chordata; Actinopteri; Labriformes; Labridae.
AUGAAGACCGGUGAGUCAAAAUGAUUCCCUUAAAUUAUUAAAAUGGCUUUGAGUACUGAGUCAAAAAUAUAUACAUAUAUAUAUACUUAUUAAGCCUAAAAAGACAUUCUGAUUGGGCUCAAAAAUGACCUUAUUUGAUGUAUCAAGUGCUUUAUCUUUCUUACAGAGAAAGCAAAAAUACUCAGCAACACGACGGCUACAAUUGAAGGUAGGGAUUACAAACCUUCAGUCAAUGUAUGAACAGGAUUAACAGUAUGCUACAUGAUCCAGGGCAGCUUUACUUUUCAUCCGCACUAAUUAUCACCUUACUAUCUUUCAGUCGAAGCUGCUCAAGAAGGCAGCGUCUAUGCUGGUGGCUGAAAAUGAGGAGAAGAAACGGGAGAAAGAAAGAGUCGUAAAUGAGUCCUACCCUCCGCUGAAGCUGUCAGGCCUCUCAGUCCAGGAGCUCCAGGUACUCACACACCUGAUCAUGCUGUUUCAGUCCUUUGGUAUCCCCCUCAGGCCAUCUUCACAGUUCUGAUUUUCUGGACAGGAUCUUUGCAAAGACCUUCAUCAGAAGAUUGAUGUCGUGGAUGAGGCCCGUUAUGAUAUGGAGGUUAAAGUCGGCAGGAAUGAAAAAGAGGUAAAGUUAAACUGAGAAAAUACAAUUUUUUAUGCAUUUAUUUGUUGAUCAGGAUGCUGCAGUUUUUGUGAUGUUUUGCGGCACAGAUCCAGAGCCUGAAUGCAAAGAUCUAUGAGCUGAAGGGGGCGAGGAGACCCAGCUUGAAGAGGGUGAAGAAAACAACAGAUGACAUGCUUGGCGCGUGCACCGACAACUCUAAACUUAUGAAGCCUGACUUUAAAGUCAACCUAAAGACAGUGAAGAAGGAGGAGGAAAAGGUAAAGUUGUUGCUAUGGAUGAACUUUUACAAAUGAAGAGCCUGCCGUUGAAAACCAGUUCAUAUCUGAUCUCUUCUGCAGAGGGAAGAAGUGACUGAUUGGCGUAAGAACGUGGAGGCCUUGUCUGGUAUGGAAGGACGAAAGAAGCUGUUUAAUGCCGGACAAUAAGAAGGUGAAACUAUAGAUGCACACAUUUAAGAGCAAGAGACAUUGACAGACAGAAAGCAGAUCAAAAAGCUUCUUUAACAGUUAUCAUUUUCUGCAGAUUGGGAAUAAUAGUAUCUUGAGGAAUAAAUCCAAAAUCCAUUUACUUCCUGCAAAACCAAUAUUUUAUCAGGGUUUUCAUACCAGCUCAAGUACUAACCAAGUUUCUCUUAACCACAAACAACAAGUUCAGCUUGUGUUUCAAUUCCAAUUCUAUCCCUUUUGUUUAUCUCAUUUUCAGAAUUCAAGACAUGGAAUAAAACUGGUUUUGUAAAGAUUGAUGUCAACCACAGGCGCCUUUAAAAGAUCCAGUCGAAUGCAUCUUUUCAGAUUACACUCAAGUAACAUAAUUUUUAUUAUCUUGGUUUCAUGUAAACUAGUAUUAAGAAAACACCAAUGUCAGUAUGAGUGCAUUGACAUACACUGUAGUUCACAGUAUUCCUAUUUAGUGAUUUUGUGCUGAAGAAAAGGCUCAUGGGCUCCAUGUGCUUUAAAGUGCAGUAUUUGCAUUAUACAGAUGAUGGCACUGUCACACUAUCUGUAAUACACAUGCUGAUGAUUAAACAACCAAGACAAC